CUGGACUGUGGGGCUCCUGUACAGGUGCUGGGAGCAGCUGCUUUUGACAAAGGAGACGCUCAGAUGUGGACACAAGAGAUUCAGUGCAGAGGAAAUGAAUCUCAGAUUCACCUCUGUCCAACAUCACCAUCACUUCAUAACAACUGUUCACAUGACAGUGAUGUUGGACUGUUGUGUGCUGACAGUGUGAAUUUGAGGUUGGUUGGUGGUCACAGUCGCUGUGCUGGUCGAGUGGAGGUUCUUCACAGAGGUCAGUGGGGAAAAGUGUGUGGUGUUGGUUGGGAUUUGCCUGAUGCUGCAGUGGUGUGUAGAGAGUUGGACUGUGGAGAACCUGUAGAUGCUCUGAGUGAUGCUCGUUUUGGACCAGGAUUGCAAACAGUUUGGAUGAAUUAUGUCAUGUGUACUGGAUCAGAAUCUACACUAAAGAAAUGUGGGUCAUAUGGAGAUGUUGAACAAGGCUGUAGUCCUUAUGGAGAUGCUGGAGUUAUCUGUUCAGGUAAAUUGCUUAAAUCUUAA
Molecule: messenger RNA, 516 nt
Organism: Carassius auratus (goldfish)
Lineage: Eukaryota; Metazoa; Chordata; Actinopteri; Cypriniformes; Cyprinidae
Product: soluble scavenger receptor cysteine-rich domain-containing protein SSC5D-like
Exons: 2
Coding region: 64-516 (150 amino acids)
Cellular component (GO): membrane
Source: RefSeq, a predicted model, not a curated record